Chilo suppressalis (striped riceborer) is the source of this 726-nucleotide messenger RNA. Lineage: Eukaryota; Metazoa; Arthropoda; Insecta; Lepidoptera; Crambidae. The record is from the annotation of a GenBank genome assembly.
AUGUGUACUCUUAGUUCCUGCCUUCGACACGACGCUGCUUCUAUUUGGGCUCAUUUACUGCCUGUUCUUGAUCAAGUUAUGGAACUAAAUCACUUUGUAGAUACAAUUCAUUUCUUAUCCGACUCUCCGUCGUCUCAAUAUAGAAACAAAUACAUGUUUUAUAUUAUCAGCCAAUUGUCGUCUCACCACUCCAGCAUAACCAGAAUAACCUGGAAUUACUCCGAAGCUGGGCACGGAAAGGGUGCCCCUGAUGGUAUUGGCGCUACCGUAAAAAGACUAGCAGAUCAAUGGGUUCAUUUUGGUUCAGAUGUUGGAAAUUUUGAACAAUUUUACAAAAUCAUAGAAUCAAGAUUAGAAAAUGUUAUAAUUAAAAAAGUUUCAGAGGAAGAAAUUAUUCAAAGGGAGAAAUUGAUUCCCGAGCAGUUGAAACCCUUCAGAGGCACCCUCUCUGUGCAUCAAGUUCUUUGGGACCUUUUUACACCAAAAAUUACAAUGAGAAGUAUGAGUUGCUUUCUAUGUGACGUUGGUGAAAUUUGCAACCAUGGAAAGCAUCUAGGGUAUAUUAUCAACAGUAAUUAUGCCAUUAAUAAAAACACUAUUACUGACGUAACUUCUUAUAACAUAGUUCCAUUGGCAAAAACUAAACGCAAAUUUACAAAUCAGAACAAAAUCAAGCUUAUUUCUGAUAUUCUUAUUGAUGUCACCAAUAAGACUACACAUCAGUAA